This is a messenger RNA of Opisthorchis viverrini, 1635 nucleotides long. RefSeq lists its product as hypothetical. NCBI's taxonomy places the organism in Eukaryota, Metazoa, Platyhelminthes, Trematoda, Opisthorchiida, Opisthorchiidae. Gene Ontology annotation, molecular function: mRNA binding. The record is from RefSeq and is a predicted model, not a curated record. The transcript has 8 exons. The coding region runs from base 1 to 1635 and encodes 544 amino acids.
AUGUGGUCUCUCUCUGACAUGAUGGCUCAGUGGUUAGAGUGCGAAAUCACUGACCGGAAGGUCCGUGGUUCGAAUCCAACUUCUGCCUCUCGAAUUUCCCUGUACAGGCUUGGGCAACCUGGCAGUAUUCCAGCCCUUAUGCUUCCUUCCGGUGGCAUGGCAGUUAGGCGCAGAAGUAAUGCUACAGCUGAACGAUCUUUCCCUCUAACUUGUAAGAGGGAGGGACAUAUUUCUAUGCUUGAAUUGGGUUACUGUGCCCCAGAAGUAACGGAUUUUCACCCUACGUGCUGUUUUUGUCCGGCUCUGUCUGGACAACAAGAGGUGGGAUGCGCUCCCUUGCACCUGACGUCCGCUGUGCCAAUGUACCUGCCUUUAGUGCAGCCGACUAUCCCCACCUUCCAGCCCACGGUCCCUUCAGGUCCUCUCCCAGUACAACACAGAACUGUGGUUACCAAUGUGACUUUGCCGACCAUCUCACCGUCAACCACAACCACCUCCAAAUCGACGUCCAGUGAGGUCACACUGAAGGUGAUCACUGCACCACCACAAAUGGCUGGACCGACUGAGCUGGCCGAACGAGCCAAAGAAGCUGCCACUGCUGCAGCCAAGUCGCGAGCAGCUGUUGACGAGGAUGAUGAUGAUGUGACCAGAGCGCUGUUAGCAGCAGCUGCCGGUGUGACCUACACGCGUGUUCAGGGUGCAGAUGGUCGAGAAAAGGUCCGAGCCAGUAUUACGAAACCUCCUCUUACCCCAGUGAUGCAACAGACGAACUCUACAACUCCGAAACCUACAGCAGCAGCUGCUGCUGUGGUAGCAGCUGUGGCACCACUACCAAAUGCUACGAAAGUCGUGCAGACGAUGAUCGCUCCUACCGUUCCACCGCCUGUCUACCGGCCACCUCUUUCCACCAAUUCUUCUGCUCCUGCUCAGACGGGAAAGAAAAAGCGUUUCAUUCGUGUGGCUGCCGGUAUGACCUGGGAAGACCCUACUUUGGCCGAAUGGGAUCCAAACGAUUUCAGAAUAUUUUGUGGUGAUCUGGGCAAUGAGGUUUCCGAUGACACACUGACCCGGGCUUUCAACCGUUACGCCUCAUUCCAAAAAGCGAAGGUUGUUCGGGACAAACGCACAGGAAAAUCCCGUGGCUACGGUUUUGUGAGCUUCUCUGAUCCGGCCGAUUUCACUAGAGCAAUGCGUGAGAUGAACGGUAAAUAUGUAGGAAAUCGGCCGAUCAAGCUAAAACGAAGUGACUGGAGAACCAGACAGUUGGAAACAUAUCGGAAGAAGGAGAAAGAAAAGAAGAAGUGCAGUACAAUCCACAUAUUAACAACCGAAAUCCAUGCGCUGGUCGAUCCACCACUGCGCUCAGUCGCAACUUGCUUCUCACUAGCAAACCGUCCAAUCGCAUACAACUGGGCACAGAGAUGGGCAAACGGCUGUUUCAUCAACGUGUUUUCGGUUGUGCAACGUGUACUUCCAUUGAAGACUGUGUCCAGCACCAGAAGCUGCGUUGAUUGGAAUGUGUUUCCUAUGCCGAACCAUCGUUUGCCGAAUAGAGUGCUGUUUUCCAUGCCCAAUUCAGAGUGGCGGAACCAGAGAGGUGGCAUACGGGUACGAAGGACAUUAGGGAACGUUUAG